AGAAACAUGUCGCUGGAAACUGUUCCAAAGGACCCAAACAGAAACCUGCGAGCUUGCUUGUUCUGUUCACUUGUGAAGACUUUCGACCAGUUUGAGCUGGAUGGCUGUGACAACUGUGAGGAACAUUUACAUAUGAAGAAUAACAGAGAUGCAGUCUAUGACUGUACCAGUGCUAAUUUUGAUGGUAUGGUUGCUAUGAUGAGUGGUGAAGACAGCUGGGUUGCCAAGUGGCAGAGGAUAGGUCGGUUUGUGAAGGGCUGCUAUGCCUUGUCUGUGACAGGACGCCUCCCACCAGGAGUUGUACGGGAAUUGAAGAGGAAAGGAAUAAUUUAUAGACCGAGGGAUGUCAGCCAGAAGUUAUGAUUUUAUAUAAGUGUGGGAGGGUGAAUGAUCAUAGACAGAAUUGAUCUUGAUUGUGUGGGAUUGGAUGAUAAUGUAUGAGGAUCAGUCAGAGUGUGUGAGGAUGACUGCAAGCAUCAAUGUUUGAUUGUAAGCCAGGAGGUGGAAGAUCUGGCACUCCAUAUAACUGAAUGAUUGUGUUAGCAUGGUAUUGAAAAUAAGUGUUUGCCAAUUUUGUAAAGAAAAAUGUGCAAUAUGUCAUGGUUUAUUAAGAAAAUUAAGCUAAUUCCAUUGUGUUUCUAAAACAAUAUCUGUAAAUCGUCUUUUCAAUAUUUUAGAAUACUCUGAUACAUAGAUAACUUUUUCCUGUAUCGGCAGAUUACAGGUUCUCUAUACACGCUAAAGAUGGUUGUAGGAGCAUGAUUUGUGUAUUUCAUUUUGAAUGAUAAUCAAACACAAACAAUGAGAAACAAAUUGAUGCAAGUAUAAUGAGGAGAAAGAGAUUCAACAUAUGUAUAACAAUGAGAAAGAGAUUGACCCAUGAGUGAUGAUGAGAAAGAGAUUGACACAUGUGUGAUGAUGAGAAAGAGAUUGACACAUGAGUGAUGAUGAGAAAGAAAUUGACACAUGAGUGAUGAUGAGAAAGAAAUUGACAUAUGAGUGAUGAUGAGAAAGAGAUUGACACAUAUGAUGAUGAGAAAGAGAUUGACACAUGUAUAAUGAUGAGAAAGACAUUGAUAUCAAGAUUUCAUUCCUAUCUAAUUGGAAACUUUUUAACAAAAAAAUUGUAUGUGAUGAUAGUUGUACAUAAACAAAAGUCAAAUAAAAAAGAUCACAAUUA
Messenger RNA from Ylistrum balloti, 1180 nucleotides. Its product is annotated as transcription elongation factor SPT4-like. Gene Ontology annotation, molecular function: zinc ion binding; RNA polymerase II complex binding. The transcript is spliced from 4 exons. The record is from RefSeq and is a predicted model, not a curated record. Lineage: Eukaryota; Metazoa; Mollusca; Bivalvia; Pectinida; Pectinidae. Gene Ontology annotation, cellular component: DSIF complex; nucleus. Gene Ontology annotation, biological process: chromatin organization; positive regulation of DNA-templated transcription, elongation; mRNA processing. Bases 7 to 363 code for a protein of 118 amino acids.